This is a messenger RNA of Acanthisitta chloris (rifleman), 338 nucleotides long. Its product is annotated as bile salt-activated lipase-like. The annotation marks the transcript as partial. The record is from RefSeq and is a predicted model, not a curated record. NCBI's taxonomy places the organism in Eukaryota, Metazoa, Chordata, Aves, Passeriformes, Acanthisittidae. The transcript has 2 exons.
ACGUGCCAGAGAACCUCUUUGCAAAUGCUGCUGACAUUGACUACAUCGCUGGGGUCAAUGACAUGGAUGGACACAUCUUUGCUGGUGUUGAUUUACCUGCCAUCAACCGCCCACUCGUGAAAAUCACUCCGGAUCAGGUCUAUAAUCUGAUCAAAGGACUGACCGUGGACAGGGGCGAGGCUGGAGCCAACGCGACCUACAAUAUCUACACACAGGCGUGGGGUGACAGCCCAAAGCAGGAGGUGGUAAAGAAGACAGUGGUGGAGCUGAUCACUGACUACAUCUUCCUGAUUCCCACUCAGGGGACACUGAAUCUGCAUCUGCACAAUGCUCGGUGA